Messenger RNA from Fusarium vanettenii 77-13-4, 1461 nucleotides. RefSeq lists its product as uncharacterized. Bases 1 to 1461 code for a protein of 486 amino acids. The transcript has 3 exons. The record is from RefSeq and is a predicted model, not a curated record. Gene Ontology annotation, molecular function: FAD binding. Lineage: Eukaryota; Fungi; Ascomycota; Sordariomycetes; Hypocreales; Nectriaceae.
AUGUCUCUGCAAGCCUCUCUCCUCGGACUCACCGCACUUCUGUCGGUCGUGUCAUCCGCUGCCGUCGAUGCCGGUUGCAGUGCCCUGUCAUCCAAGUAUCCCGACAAGACCUUUUUCCCUGGAUCGGAACGAUACAAGUAUGAGAAUGAAUGGCCAUCCUGCAUCUUCGCUCCGCAGUCUGCGAAAGAUGUGCAGUUUGCGAUUCGCACCUUUCAGAAGCACCAAGUCCAAUUUGCCAUUCGUGGUGGAGGUGCCAUGCCCAUCGACAAUGCUGGCAACAUCGGUCCAGAGGGUAUCAUGGUGGCCACGACGAACCUAAGCUCUAUGGCUAUCUCAGAUGACCGCAAGACCGUUAAAAUCGGGGCCGGUGUGACCUGGCCUCCGCUGUAUGCUUACCUUGAUCAAUUCGGCGUCACGGCUAACGGCAUUCGUUCUGGUAAUGGUGGAGUCGUUGGUGCCAUUCUGGGAGGCGGACCUUUUGGCUUCAUGGCUUAUGAAUACGGAAUGUCUAAUAUUGCUGCCUCUUUGGAUUGCGUACUCGGUGAUGGAAGAUUGGUGACUGCCAGCGCUGAUGAGCAUCCAGACCUAUUCUGGGCGCUUGUUGGAGGUGGUAACAACUACUGUCUUGUCACGGAGGCCACUCUGCAUACCAUUCCUAUUUCUUCGGCCCUUAUUGGAACAGUCUCUUGGGGUCCAGGCGUGUCAGAGAAGUAUAUCAAGGGUGUCGAGCAGUUUGCACUUCAUGGCGCAGAACACCCCAAGGCUUCUUUCGAGGGGCAAACCCGCUGGGUUCCGUCCCGCAGCCCUGAUAUUUCAUUUGAUGGAUAUCUUUGGUACAGCGGCGAGGGUGACGUGCCUAUUGGUCUGGAGAACUUUACCGCACCCAUCCUACCCAUCACCAGAGGAAACAUCACACGCACGAGUAUGGGCCAAUGGUCAAACGAGUUCAACUAUGCCCCUCCUCUUGGCACGCGAGCUACCUUCCACUGGUUGACCAGUGCCGCCAACGCUACAGCCGCAAGAGUCGCUUUCGACACAUACUACGAGACCGUCGCAUCUUUGGCCGACGUCGAAGGUUUCUCAACCGCUUUCAACAUGCUCCCAAUCACGCCCAUCGUGACCUCGGCACCAGCCAAAAACGCAAUGGGUCUAGGAAGCGACGACAGCCCGUCAAUCUGGUACGUUGAGGCUCCUCUCUGGUCGAAUCCCGAAGACGACGAGCGCGUGCUUGGCGUGCACGCCGAAGCGAACGCCAAGAUCAGAGAGAAGCUUUCCGAGUUGGGACUUGGACCUCUCCCGUUUAUGUACCUUAGUGAUAUCCAGAAGACUCAGAUUCCUGAGACCUUCCCAGCUUAUGGAGCAAGCAACUUGCGAAAGCUCAAGGCUGUCAGGGACAAGUACGACCCUAAGCGAGUCUUCACUGACUUGGUGUCUGGAGGUGCCAAGGUUGCUUUGGCUUAG